AUGGCUGGGAGAAGUCAUAGAAAGCCCUGUCUUCUUCCCCAAGCAAAGUAAUCAACCUCCCCAUAUGUUAAGCAGCUGUUGGAUACAUAUCCACAUCUUAACAAUGUGAUUGCUCCAGUUGGAUAUACUUUGGCAGGUACUGUAUUCGCUUGGCUAGUGAUGCCUAGGCUUUUCAAGAGGUUUCACAAGUAUGCAAAUCAAGGUCGUAAUGUCGUACUAGCUCAAAGCGCAUUAGAGGAGCAUGUUCCAUAUGAGAAAAGUUUUUGGGGUGCUUUGGAGGAUCCAGUUCGAUACCUUGUUACGUUUAUGGCAUUUUCACAAAUUGGCUCAGUGGUUGCACCAACUACUAUUGCUGUUCAAUAUCUUGCACCAGCUUGGAGAGGUGCAGGUAUCCUAUCAUUUGUUUGGUUUCUAUAUCGGUGGAAGACAAAUGUGAUUAGUCGUGUAUUAGCAACACAAAGUUUGCCCAAUAGUUUUGACCGGGAGAAGUUGUUAGCUCUGGACAAAAUUUCAUCUGUUGCUUUUAUGGUUGGGGUAAUGGCCUUAGCGGAGGCAUGUGGGGUGGCUGUGCAAUCUCUUAUGACUGUUGGAGGCGUAGGAGGAGUUGCCACUGCUUUUGCUGCCAGAGAUGUCCUUGGAAAUGUCCUGAAUGGUUUAUCUAUACAAUUUACAAAACCUUUUUCACUAGGUGAUACAAUAAAGCUAUUUUUGCAUAUUGUGCAGGCUGGAUCAAUAGAAGGUCAAGUGGUGGAUAUGGGACUUACAACCACUUCAUUACUGAAUGCCGAGAAGUUCUCGGUGAUAGUUCCCAAUUCACUAUUUUCUAGUCAGGUGAUUGUAAACAAGUCACGAGCUCAAUGGCGUGGUAUGGUCACCAGAAUUCCCCUGCAAAUUAAUGAUGAGUUGGAUAAGGUUCCCCAGAUAUCAAUUGAUAUAAAGAACAUGUUGAGAUCACACCCGAAGGUUUUCCUGGGGAAGGAGGUGCCUUAUUGUUUCCUGUCUCGUUUAGAGAGUUCAUUUGGAGAAUUGACUCUUGGCUGUAACCUCAAGCAUAUGAGCAAGGAUGAAUUGUACUCUACAGAAGAAGAUAUUCUUUUGCGGGCUGUCAAGAUAAUCAAGGGACAUGGUGCCAAGUUAGGCAGCACAUACAAUGAUACCACCACUCCAUAGUAGCUUAAGUUAAGAGUUGGAACUCGUGCUUUGGUUUCUCUGAAGAUAUAUUUUCUUGACUGCUAACCG
Molecule: messenger RNA, 1239 nt
Organism: Argentina anserina (silverweed cinquefoil)
Lineage: Eukaryota; Viridiplantae; Streptophyta; Magnoliopsida; Rosales; Rosaceae
Product: mechanosensitive ion channel protein 1, mitochondrial
Biological process (GO): transmembrane transport
Cellular component (GO): membrane
Source: RefSeq, a predicted model, not a curated record